AUGGCAACUUGGUGCAAAAUGCAGCUGGUUAGGAUUUCAAAAACUAUGCCUCAGCUAGGGGAGACAGAUAUCAGCUUUAUUUAUUCAAAGAGUAUCAUGCAUCCAUCCAUCCUAAAUCUGAUUGAAUGUUUGAAAUCGUUGGUACGUGUUAAGUCUCAUCACAGGGGUCUUGUUUUAUCAAUUGGGUCAUCUGCCACAGCGAUCUUCGCCAUUCUCCUCUAUUUGUCAUAUACAUUUGCUCCUUCUUGCUCUGGCUGGCUGGUCAUUGGUGUUUGUUGCAAAUGCUCAAACCAUCUUGAGCUUUCGCCUUUUCUUAUCUUUAAGGGCGCUUAUUUUACUGCUUUUACUUCUAUUGAUGAUGGUGUGCACAAGACUAAUAUAGCAAGCUUUGUCUUGUGA
This is a messenger RNA of Prunus armeniaca (apricot), 399 nucleotides long. The record is from the annotation of a GenBank genome assembly. NCBI's taxonomy places the organism in Eukaryota, Viridiplantae, Streptophyta, Magnoliopsida, Rosales, Rosaceae.